AUGUUUCUUCCGAGUUGGACCCAGGAUGUCUGGGAAUUCAGCAAGAGAAACAUCAUCCCAGAUCUUUUCAUCAAGAGACGGUUCAACUUCAUUACCAUUCACUACCUUUACGUGAUCGGCAUGACCCUCCUGAUGUCCGUCAUCAUCUAUGGAAUUGGGGAUAUUGCAUAUGUGGACGCUCUGUUCUUCGCCUCCGGUGGCGCCACCCAGAGUGGUCUCAACACUGUCGACGUCAAUCUUCUCAGAACCGGCCAACAGGCAAUGCUCUACAUAGGUGCUAUGCUGUGUAACCCCAUUGUGGUACACUCCUUCGUUGUAUUCGUGAGACUCUACUGGUUUGAGAAACGCUUUAAAGAUGUCGUCAUGGAGGCCCGAAAACUACGACGUACCAGAUCCAAGACUCGCGUCAACACAUUCUCCAAAGAAGAUCCCGAGCAAGGCACAGGAACCCGGGGUUUUAAAAAAAGAGGCAUGACGUUCAUUCACAACGCAACUCCUACUUUUCUUCGUCAAAAUCAAACCAGAGGGAAAGAGAAGCAAGAGGAUGGUCCAGAAACCGACGCCAAGGUUGUCGAGUCUUCCAAUAGCUCCAAUCAGGAGCAUGAUCAGUUGAAUGAGAAACGGCGUGACGAUCAUUUGCGGUUACAGACGACACGCUCUACCGAGGAUGUGCGCUUGCCUCAGCUGUUAAGCCCUGAGCAACACAUUCGAUUCUUGGAAAACCAGAGAAAUCCGGAUGACCCCACCACUUUAAGAAUUCCCAGUCCUCGCGAGUUCGAGCGCGGCAGUAGACCGAUGAAUGUCCCUGACGAUGUGGAAGGGCCUUUACUACGACAGGUCACGAGCGAACCGAACCUUCCCAGUUCAAGUGAGAAGCGGAGUAUCGAAUUGAAUCCAAGACCUGAAGGAGCCGCUACACACAUUACAAUCGACGAGCCCCGAUUUCUACGCGAUCGCAAUGAUAAAUCAACCACUUUUCCGCGGUUAAACACAAGACAGUCAACAAUCCCGCAGAAUCAAGACGGCGUAGAACCAGGUCUGCACGCCCGUCCUACGCGAUCAAACACCUUCCGUUCUCUUAGACGAAGCAAUACAGCACGUACCACGGAUCCGGCCCCAGCACCGUAUUUAAGCUGGCAGCCCACCAUCGGACGCAAUUCUUUUUUCUUCGAUUUGACCGAGGAGCAACGCGAAGAAUUGGGUGGGAUUGAAUAUCGGGCUCUCAAGACGCUGGCAUUGAUUCUUGUCGGCUACUUCUUUCUCUUCCACCUCCUUGCUGUUGUCUGCCUCACGCCCUGGAUUGUGCAUUCUGGUACAUAUUCCGCAGUGCUUGAAGCAGUCUCGCAGAAUCGAGUUUGGUGGGGGGUUUUCACCAGUGGGUCGGCAUUCAACGAUCUUGGGUUCACUCUGACACCUGAUUCUAUGCUCUCUUUCAACGAAGCGGUGUUCCCCCUCCUUUUGAUGACCUUUCUCAUCAUCAUUGGAAACACUGGCUUUCCAUGCAUGCUCCGAUUCGUGAUUUGGGCAAUAUCCAAGGUUGUGUCAGAGGGAUGCCCUCUUUGGGAGGAGCUUCGAUUUCUGUUGGAUCAUCCUCGACGAUGCUUCACUCUAUUAUUCCCCGGCAGCGCUACGUGGGUUCUGUUGGGAAUCCUUGUGGUCCUCAAUGGAGUAGAUCUUAUCUUCUUCAUCAUUCUUGAUCUCAACGAUCCUACCGUUACUCAGUUACCAGGAGGAAUUCGUUUCCUGGACGGACUCUUUCAAGCCGCUUCCACUCGGACUGCUGGAUUUUCUGUGGUGAACUUGGCAGAGCUGCACCCGGCCAUUCAAGUCAGUUAUCUCGUGAUGAUGUACAUAUCAGUUUUCCCGAUCGCAAUCUCGAUGCGCCGGACCAAUGUCUACGAAGAAAAGAGUCUGGGCGUCUAUAACAAUCCAAGCGAGGAAGAAGAUGACGAAAAGCAAGCCAGCUAUGUGGGCGCUCAUUUACGACGACAAUUGAGUUUCGACUUGUGGUACGUUUUCAUGGGUUUGUUUUUGAUUGCGAUCGUGGAGGGAGGUCGACUGGAAAGCACCAACGAGUACGCCUUCACCUUGUUUUCUGUCCUGUUCGAAAUUGUCUCUGCGUACGGGACUGUUGGAUUGUCUCUUGGAUAUCCGACCGUCAACACAUCGUUCUCGGGACAAUUCCGGACAUUGUCGAAGCUGAUCGUGAUUGCGAUGCAAAUUCGUGGACGUCAUCGUGGUCUACCUUAUGAAUUGGAUCGGGCCAUUCUGCUACCAUCAGAAAGUCUUCAGCAAAAGGAAAUCAAAGAAGGCAAUCGCAUCGUGCUACGACGUCGACGAUCUUCGGCUGCACAGUCCCUGAUGUCGGCAGUGGAUGGCAACCUGGAGGGACAACAAUUCCGACCCGAAACAGGAAUAGCUUCAGGACAUCAUGCUGGGGAGUCUGAUCAGCUUCAGCUUCGUCCUCGUACGAAUACCAAUCGUACAGUAGGCAGCUCUGCAAGCGGGUCGGAACAGCAGCACGGCCCUCAUAGCAACUUGAGACAUGGCCUGGGUAACGGAAUGCACAAAGUCCAGGAAGUCAUCGAUCCAAUCAAAGAGGAGGAGAAGGGCAGCGAGUAA
Exophiala aquamarina CBS 119918 is the source of this 2622-nucleotide messenger RNA. RefSeq lists its product as uncharacterized. Gene Ontology annotation, cellular component: plasma membrane. Gene Ontology annotation, biological process: intracellular potassium ion homeostasis; potassium ion import across plasma membrane. Bases 1 to 2622 code for a protein of 873 amino acids. Lineage: Eukaryota; Fungi; Ascomycota; Eurotiomycetes; Chaetothyriales; Herpotrichiellaceae. The record is from RefSeq and is a predicted model, not a curated record. The transcript has a single exon. Gene Ontology annotation, molecular function: high-affinity potassium ion transmembrane transporter activity.